CCGCACCGCGGGCGCAAGCUCUGACCCCUUCAGGUCUGCAGUCAGUGGCCCUCGGGGCAUCCCUGAUCAUUCGCGGCGAGAGGCGGAGCCGGAGCCUGGGGUCUGGGCUCCAGGAGGGCCCUAGGGAGGAUGAAGCAGGCCCUGGUGGACGAUACUGAGGAUGUGUCCUUGGACUUCGGCAACGAGGAGGAGCUGGCCUUUCGGAAAGCCAAGAUCAGGCACCCCUUGGCCACCUUUUUCCACCUGUUUUUCCGAGUGAGUGCCAUCGUCACCUACGUGUGCUGUGAUUGGUUCAGCAGAAGCUUUGUGGGCUGUUUUGUCACUGUGCUCCUCCUUCUGUCCUUUGACUUCUGGUCUGUGAAGAAUGUAACUGGAAGGCUCAUGGUGGGCCUCCGCUGGUGGAACCAGAUAGAUGAAGACGGGAAAAGCCACUGGAUUUUUGAAGCCAGAAAGGUCUCUCCAAAUAAUAUUGCUGCUACAGAAGCUGAAGCCCGAAUCUUCUGGCUUGGCCUCAUUAUUUGCCCGAUGAUUUGGAUUGUGUUCUUUUUUAGCACCUUAUUUUCCUUGAAGCUAAAGUGGCUGGCCCUUGUGAUAGCUGGGAUUUCUCUCCAGGCCGCUAACCUAUAUGGCUACAUCCUUUGUAAGAUGGGAGGCGAGAGUGACAUCAGCAAAGUCACAGCCGGUUUUCUGUCCCAGACGGUGUUCCAGACGGCCUGCCCAAGUGACUUUCAGAAGCCUGGCCUCGAGGGGCUGGAGAUCCACAAGUGCUAGGCUUAUCUUCAGAGGCGACAGCAGCUGAAGUGAGCGGGUCUAUAAUCAAACAAGCUUCCAGCAGAGAAGAACUCCACGACCUGCAAGUUGUUGGUUUUUCAGUGACGCAGGCCUUGGGAAAGGUUUGAAGAGAUGUUUUUAUUUUUUAAAUGGCAUAUCUGUAAAGAAUGCCCUUUAUAUAUGUUCUGAAGAAAACUGUACA
Molecule: messenger RNA, 973 nt
Organism: Pteronotus mesoamericanus
Lineage: Eukaryota; Metazoa; Chordata; Mammalia; Chiroptera; Mormoopidae
Gene: TVP23A
Product: trans-golgi network vesicle protein 23 homolog A
Exons: 8
Coding region: 130-771 (213 amino acids)
Biological process (GO): protein secretion; vesicle-mediated transport
Cellular component (GO): Golgi membrane
Source: RefSeq, a predicted model, not a curated record